This is a messenger RNA of Rhinichthys klamathensis goyatoka, 2681 nucleotides long. It is a transcript of the gene pdzrn4, whose product is annotated as PDZ domain containing ring finger 4. The transcript has 8 exons. Gene Ontology annotation, molecular function: protein binding. The record is from RefSeq and is a predicted model, not a curated record. Bases 302 to 2677 code for a protein of 791 amino acids. NCBI's taxonomy places the organism in Eukaryota, Metazoa, Chordata, Actinopteri, Cypriniformes, Leuciscidae.
GGGGGGUGUGUCUCUAUGAAGAGGGGUUUAGUACAGCGUGUGUGGAUGACUGCUAGUCAGCUAGUGUGGAUGAGAGAGACACAAGGAGAUCGAGGGGGUACGAUGCAUGCACACACACAGUCAUUCACAAGGAAUUCUGCUACAUCAGGCAGCCUGGUCAUUGCGUGAUUUUUACACAAAGAAGAACGGGUGAAAGGUACCCACUGAUGAAAGACGUUACUCAACAUUUGAGGGAAAUCCCCAGGGUGCCUGUUUGCGUGCACUACUGCCAGAGAUCUGUUGGGGGACCAGCGACGGCGAGAUGGGCUGUAACUUGUGCACACUGCAGAAGAGAGAGGAGCACUACAAGCUGCUUUACGAGAUUGCCCAGGUGAAUGGACGUGAAUUUUCCAAGUCUGGACAUGAGGGAACGGUGGAGGCCAUGCGAAAGGAACCAAUUGUGGUGCAGGUGCUGAGGCGGGGACCCUCCGGCCGGAACCAGAACAGCCUACAGGAAGUGUGUGUGGUGGACGUGUGUACUCAGACGGACAUCACCUUUGAGCACAUCAUGGCUCUGGCAAAGAUGAGACCCACUACCCCACCUGUGCCAGACAUCUGCCCAUUCCUGCUGUCGGACAGUUGUCAUUCCAUUCAGACUAUGGAGCAUGAAUAUUAUGAUUGUCCAGAAUAUGUGGCCAGCACCCAGGCAGAGGUGGACAGGGCAGUUGAAUUCGAGUGUGAGGAGGUUGAGCUCUGUCGAAUGAACAGCCAGGAAAAACUGGGCCUGACUCUCUGUUAUCGUACUGAUGAUGAAGAAGAUACAGCCAUUUUUGUUGGUCAGGUUGAACUCAACAGCAUAGCUGCAAGGGAUGGACGCAUCAGAGAGGGAGACAGAAUUUUACAGAUAAAUGGUCAUGACGUACAGAACAGGGAAGAGGCUGUUGCUCUCCUUUCAAAUGAAAAUUCUAGAUCCAUAGUGUUACUCGUCACCAGACCUGAAGGGCAGAUGGAUGGAAGCUGGCUCGAUGAGGACCAUCAUGAUUUUCUAGAGGAGCUGAAGAUGGAGAUUUUAGAAGAACAGAAAAAGGACGCAAAGUGGUCAAAAAGACAUGAUGAAGCCUCCGCAAGUACAGAUACAGCAACAUGUUCCUCUUCCAUUCUGGAGAAGGACAGUGGUGUGAAAUGCAGCUUUGAGGAGAGUUCUGAAUAUGAAUUUCUCUCUCAUCCCCAAACACAGACUCAAAAACAACUUCGAGACAGGUGGGAAGCGGGCUCACAUUUGGUUCCUAUGGACACCGUUAGCUUAGCCAGGCAGGAGAAGGGUCAGGAGGGCAGGCUGAGCGAGAAUGGGCUGGAAUGUGACCAUUUCCAGCAACUCUUGGAGCUAAAGUGCCAGAUCCGUAAUGGUGGAGAAUGCGGGUUGGUCUACAGGCGAAGUAGUACCAUCGAGUGCAGCCUGACGGAACAGAGUGGAAGUGGAGUGGCACGGGAGCUGCACAUGCUCAACGAAGAGCUGCGCAGCAUUGAACUUGAGUGCCAGAGCAUCAUGCAAGCCCACCAGUUGCGCCGAAGCAAGCAUGACUCGCCCCGAACGGAUAAGGAAAGUCGACUGCGCCGUGGCAAGCUUGCAGAUAUUAACGAGUAUCCUGAGAGACUUCAAAGUGAGAAGCUCAGAGAUAAAGACAGCUCUAGUGCCUACAAUACAGCCGAAAGUUCCCGCUCAACUCCACUGGGAACAGAAGGAUCACCCGACCACUCGCUACAGCGUCGAGUCCACCUGACCAAUCAGAGGAACUUGCGGAGUACCCAACACCUGCAGAGUCCCUACAAUAGUCCCAUCUUGUCUUUACCCAGCCAAAGUAGCCCUUCUUACAGUCGUGGCCAUACAUACACCAGCUCCACACCACCCUUACAGACCCCCAUCACCAGUCCCGGUUCACAAGGACCCAGCCAGGCCUUCUCCAGCAGCUUGGAACAAAGCCCCAGUAACCCCUCGGAGUCAGACCCAGCGCUUCCUGCUGAUGACGAGCGCUGUGAGAAAGAAAGAAACCGUAAUAGGGUUGCAACUGCUCGGCACUACCAUUCGCCCUGUCACAGCAACACCACAACAACCCAGCCUCCCGGCACACGCCAUUACCAGAGUUACCUACAGCUCCUACAACAACAUUCCUCUUCCUCUCUGGAAUACUCCCAGAGCCAGCUUAGCCUCCUCAGCCUCCGUGGACGGCCUGGACCGUCACAACCUGGCCGAAUCGAAUGGAAGGUUAAAGUGCGAGCAGACGGAACCAGGUAUGUGGCACGUCGGCCCGCACGAGACCGUAUCCUACGCGAACGAGCCUUACGGAUCCGGGAGGAGCGCAGCGGUGGGAUGACUACAGAUGACGACGCAGUCAGCGAGCUGAAGAUGGGGCGGUACUGGAGUAAAGAAGAACGCAAGCAGCAGUUAGCACGCGCAAGAGAACAGCGACGCAGGAGGGAAUUCAUGCAGAGGAGCCGGCUUGAGUGCCUCAGGGAGACCAUGGGGACGGCAAGUGGGGAAGUCAGCAUCCUGGAGCUCAGCCAUAAGAAGAUGCUGAAGAAACGAAACAAGAAGAUCCUUGACAAUUGGAUGACCAUUCAAGAGCUCAUGAGCCAUGGAGCACGAGCACCUGAGGGCACCAAAGUUCACAACGCCUUCCUUUCAGUCACCACAGUUUAGUGAA